Molecule: messenger RNA, 7751 nt
Organism: Drosophila willistoni
Lineage: Eukaryota; Metazoa; Arthropoda; Insecta; Diptera; Drosophilidae
Gene: Shab
Product: potassium voltage-gated channel protein Shab
Exons: 13
Coding region: 420-5339 (1639 amino acids)
Biological process (GO): protein homooligomerization; potassium ion transmembrane transport
Cellular component (GO): membrane; voltage-gated potassium channel complex
Molecular function (GO): delayed rectifier potassium channel activity; protein binding
Source: RefSeq, a predicted model, not a curated record
UGCCUCACCAAUUUGACUGUUAUUUCUCUCACAUCCCUACACAAAAUACUGCCCACUUUCGCCUGAACCAGACGCAGUUACAACACUAAAAAAUACCAAGGAAUAAAUAAUAAUAACAAGGAAAUACAACUGUGAUCAUUCGACUAAAUACAACGACCAGCAAACCCUUCACAUACCCACACAAAGACACAGAAACAUUCAGUACCUAGUCAUGACAAACAACUGCAGACAAAACUAAUUUUCUGCCAGACCACAUUUGAGGAGGAAAGAGCAGGCCAUUACUGUCAAGUGCUAAAAAUAUACAUCUUGAGAUUGGAGAAAUAAUCAAAAUCAAUUGCUUAGCCGAUAAAACGAACCAGGACAUAGAAGGGAGAGAGGAGGCUGUAAUGACGACGAUUGACGCGAUGUAGCGCAGACUUAUGGUCGGCGAACGCGAUAGGGACCGUGAGGCGGUACGCUGGGCAACGGGUGAAUCAACACCGCUUCAAAACAAUAAUGGAGUAUUACAAAUGGUUGGGCAAUUGCAAGGUGGACAGGCUGCUAGCCAACAACAGCAACAACAACAACAAUCAAGUCAGCAACAUUCAAAACAGCAGCAGAAGCAACUACAGCAACAACAACAACAGCAUCAGCAGCAUUCGGAGCACUUGCUCUACCAGCAACAGCAGCAACAACCGCAGCAACAACAGCAACACGAGGCAAUUGCCCGCGGACUGCAACUUGCGCCAUCUGCCGACAUCGGCGAUAAUCAGCCCUACUACGAUACAAGUGGUAAUGUCGAUUGGGAGCGGGCGAUGGGAACCGGUGGAACUAGUCCAUAUGGUUGCAUCGGUGGAUCUGUCCCAACAGCUGGCAGUGGUGCUUAUAACAUUGGCCCAAAUGUUGCCGGCGGCCCACUUGUCCUCAACAAUCGUCACCUGGAUUAUGCUGAUGGCAGCCACAUUGGUGGCCCAUCCACCGCAGCCGGCCUUGGUCUGGGAUCUUCUUGUGGAGGAGCUAAUCUGGCGACUGGGGGCGGGACAACCGGCACCGCAACCAGCAGUACCGGAGCCAUUGGCAAGGAAGUUCGUUACGCUCCAUUCCCAGUUACAUCACCAACGCAUUCAAAUCCCACAACUUCCCAGCAAACCCUGGCGGGCCCUGGGGGGGCAGGUGGUGGGGUGUCUGGUAGUGGUUGUAGUGGAGCCGGCAGCGGCCCAGGUGGUGGCAGCCUUGGCGGACCCCAUACAAACGCUACAGGCAGCAUUAAUCUGGGCGGAGGCUCCACUUCCAAUGCAGGACUUAGCCACAGCAACACCACUGGCGCCCUCCAGCGGACACAUUCCCGAUCAAUGUCCUCCAUACCGCCACCAGAGCCGUUCAUGAUAGCCCAGUCGAAGCAGCUAAAUAGUCGCGUUUCCAUCAAUGUUGGUGGCGUCAAGCACGAGGUCCUCUGGCGCACACUGGAACGGCUGCCGCACACACGACUGGGCCGCCUUAGGGAAUGCACUACCCAUGAGGCCAUUAUUGAGCUAUGCGACGAUUACUCGCUGGUCGACAAUGAGUACUUCUUUGAUCGUCAUCCAAAAAGCUUUAGCUCCAUAUUAAAUUUUUAUCGAACCGGGAAAUUGCAUAUUGUGGACGAGAUGUGCGUGCUUGCGUUUAGUGAUGAUCUGGAGUAUUGGGGCGUUGACGAACUGUAUUUGGAAUCGUGUUGCCAGCACAAGUAUCAUCAGCGCAAGGAGAAUGUUCACGAGGAGAUGCGGAAGGAGGCCGAGUCGUUGCGGCAACGGGAUGAGGAGGAAUUUGGCGAAGGUAAAUGCGCCGAGUAUCAAAAAUAUCUCUGGGAGCUGCUUGAGAAGCCCAAUACAAGUUUUGCGGCGCGGGUUAUCGCAGUGAUAUCCAUACUAUUUAUAGUCCUGUCUACCAUAGCCCUGACGUUGAACACCCUACCACAACUACAACACAUUGACAAUGGUACGCCACAGGAUAAUCCGCAAUUGGCAAUGGUUGAGGCCGUGUGUAUCACGUGGUUUACCCUAGAGUAUAUACUUAGGUUUAGCGCCUCGCCGGACAAGUGGAAGUUCUUUAAGGGUGGCUUGAACAUAAUCGAUCUAUUGGCAAUACUUCCAUAUUUUGUUUCGCUAUUUCUAUUGGAAACGAAUAAGAAUGCAACGGACCAGUUCCAGGAUGUGCGCCGGGUGGUGCAAGUCUUUCGCAUCAUGCGCAUCCUGCGAAUCCUUAAGCUGGCCCGUCACUCAACGGGCCUGCAGUCGUUAGGCUUUACGCUGCGUAACUCUUAUAAGGAACUCGGUCUACUAAUGCUGUUCCUGGCCAUGGGCGUUCUCAUAUUUUCUUCGCUGGCAUAUUUUGCCGAAAAGGAUGAAAAGGAUACAAAAUUCGUUUCAAUACCGGAAACAUUUUGGUGGGCGGGUAUUACAAUGACAACUGUUGGCUACGGGGACAUCUAUCCCACAACUGCACUGGGAAAGGUUAUUGGUACUGUGUGUUGCAUAUGCGGUGUUCUGGUAAUCGCUUUGCCUAUUCCCAUCAUCGUUAACAAUUUUGCUGAAUUUUAUAAGAAUCAGAUGCGACGUGAGAAGGCCCUCAAACGGCGCGAGGCGCUCGAUCGCGCCAAACGCGAGGGCAGCAUUGUAUCCUUUCAUCAUAUCAAUCUGAAAGAUGCGUUCGCCAAAUCCAUGGAUCUCAUCGAUGUGAUUGUUGAUACAGGCAAGCAAACUAAUGUCGUACAUCCCAAGGGUAAAAGACAAAGUACACCCAAUAUAGGCAGACAGACCCUUGAUGUGCAAAGCGCUCCAGGACACAAUCUCUCCCAAACGGACGGAAAUAGUACUGAAGGCGAAUCGACAAGCGAUCGCAAUCCUGCAACUACGGGAACCGGCUGUUAUAAGAACUAUGAGCAUAUAGCCAAUUUACGAAAUUCAAACCUUAAGCAUCGACGUGGUUCCAGCUCUGAGCAGGACACUGUUCCACCUUACAGUUUCGACAACCCGAAUGCGAGGCAAACCUCAAUGAUGGCCAUGGAAAGCUAUCGUCGUGAGCAGCAGGCGCUUCACGCCCAGCAACAGCAAAAUCCCCAAAACACAGUGGGAAGCGGAGGAAUAACUGCUGCUGCUGGUGAUGGAAGUAUGGCCAAUAACUUAGCCAUUGUGGCGGCUUCAAAUGCGGCAACAGCUGUGGCUACAACUGGCAGCAACAGCGCACAGGAGGAAGCUGCUGGAGAAGAGGAAGGACAGGCAGAGGAUGCCAUGACAAUUGCAUCAAAUCAAAAAGGACUUCCUAUACAAAUGAUGAUAACGCCCGGGGAAGUGGCUGAGUUGCGACGCCAAGUGGCGCUUGAGAAUCUGCAGAAUCAGCGCAUGGAUAAUUUGGAACAAGAUGUGCCCGUGGAAUUCGAAUGCUGCUUCUGCACAACUAAGGACUUUAAGGAGUAUACAGAUGCGGAGGGUGUCAUUUCGCUUCCAACUUCCGACUUUCAUAAGCCAAUUUGUCUGGAAAUGCGUCUGGCAGCGGCCAAUCGUCAAGCCAAUCAAUUCGGUUUGCUGGGUCCACCUCCCAUGUUGUCUUUGCCGCCACCCCCGCCAUUACCGUUACCCCCCUCGACAUCCGCCAGUGCCAGUGUUAUGCCCAUUAUAUCCCAAUCAUCAUCUACCUCCUCGUCGUAUGGCACUACCACGUCCACCACAAUUGCUUUGCCGCCAGACACACCAAUACGUUAUGGUGCCGCUAUAACCACUUCCAACUUCAAUCACAACUUCAAUAACAACUUCAACACAACCACUGCGGGAUUGGCUGGAGGUGCCUCUGGAGGUGGUGGAGGAGCCAGUGGCUUGUUAGUCUAUGGUGGCAACUUUAACACCAUUUUCGCCAACGGUACCAACAACAAUAACAAUGCCGAUCUAGCCAGUGUGGAUAGCUCGGACACUUAUGCUAGCUGCCAGACGCAUCCGUUUCUCUCACAGGGCGAUCUUACUCUCGACUUUAAUGAUGAAUCGUGCACCUUGGACAUCGAUAUGGAUAAUUUGUACAUAAAUCCGCUUGAACGAGAGACCACUCAUCAUCAUCAAGCGAUAAGCAGUUCUACGGGCUUUAUAGUAGGCCUGCCGCCCACAGUCUCAUCAUCCGGACUUCGAGCCCAGGUUAAGAAGAGUGCUUCUGGGGAUACGGCAUUAAGGAAUCUUGCUGCCGGUGGGCUCAGUCCAUUGGAUGAUGUCUAUCAGAAUUUUGAUGUCCAGGAGCGAGGAAGUCGCGUCAGCUUAAACGAAAACUCAGUGCCAAAGCAUCGCAAGACGCGAUUUCAGCAGAGCUUCACUACGAGCACAUCGCCGGCGUCGAGCACCUUAAGAGGGGCCAGUGCGAAGCCAAGAGCACGUUUCGAGGACACAAGGCUUGGUGAGGACUCACGGUUCGGAACGGGUUUGGUGCGAAUGGAUAGUGCCAGCGUUUCAGGUAGUACAGCAAGCAGCAGCAAUGUGCCCAGCUCCACCAACACCAGCCAAAAGAAAAAGCGUUCGGUAUUCACGCCGGGAAAGAGCAUAGCCACUGCCACCAAAUUAAUUAAUCAACGGUUGUUUGGCGUACAAAACGUGGGAAGCAAAGCCAAAUUCGAGAGCAAACAUUCCUCAUCGAUUGACUCGAUUGAUGCCUCGCCCAAUUUGGAACACCACAGACGCUCCAAAUCGAUACUGAAAAACAAGUCUGAUGUAUCACGCAUACUCUCUGAUCCUGAAUGUGAGCGUCUGUUGGCGGACAACAUGUCAGGUUCGGGCGUAUCCGACAACGGCACAGUAAUGGGCGAAUCUGGCAGCGAUUACUCACCGAAUAAAUUACCUCAUUCAGUUUUAGCUAAGUCUAUAUCCCCACCACCUCUCAGGCAUCGUACACUAAUACAACAACGAUCAGGACCCGCGACAUUGCAAUCGAAUCGUACCAAGUUCCAAACUCCCCGUUAUCCCGAGGAGCAGGCCUUGCGUCAGGUGAAACCUUUGCUAGCUCGAUCCUCACCUGCGGCCUCCAACUCUGGCCAGUUGCAGGCAUUCCAAUCAAUGGGCGAUGGCCAUCAGACAAGAGACAGCAGUCUAGAUUCGGAGACAACCUUUACAUCACCGAUCUGCAGUAGACCUAUUGAGGAGACCGCCUCAAGUUCUUAUCCUGUUCAAAUACAGAAUCAAGGCGAUGUCCAAGCAGAGGGCCAUGGCGAGAGCGAAAACGACAUUGAGGCCAACGAUGAGCAGCAAGCGCUGCUUCAGACAGGGGAUGCUAGUGAAGACAACGUCAAUGCCAAGGAUGGAGAUGUAACAGGGGGCGGCAGUGGUUGUCAGAGUAAUGAAGGCACGUAGCAAUAAGUAAAUAUAAAUACACACAACCAACAUACAAACAUUAAAAAAAAUCGCUAAGUACUUAGUUAUUCUAAGUAUUAUAUCCAAACAAAAGAACAAAAACUCAAAGUGAUAGCAAAGUUAGCAAAAAUGGAAUGUGAAUUAUAUAAAAGCAAUGAACAGUAUCCUAGUCAAAAUGGUGUUAGCAAGUUGAAUAUUUUUACACAGCCCAAAGCUAAGAAAACAAACAAAAAACACAAAAAAAAUGGAAAAAGAAGAAAGUGAAAUGAAACUACUCGACCGGCCGUAUAUAGUAGAUUCAACAACAGAACGAAAGAAAUUGCAACAGCAACAUUAAAAUGAAAUGAAAAAAAAAUAUUAUAUAAAAAUACAAAUGCCCUUAUCAUUGUGCUUGACGAAGGAAAAAAGGCGCAUGGAAAUUAAUAACAGUAACUUCUUUAAUGAAUAAGUUCUAAGCAUCCUUUACUUACCAGCAUAAACUUGCAUACAUAUGUACAGAGCAAACAUUCAUACACAGCCUAAAUAGUAACAAAACGCAGAAACUAAAACCAAAUGCAGUAAACCAAAACACUAAACUAGCACUAUAACACAACUAAAUAUUAACAUAAACAAAAUCACCAGAAAAGCCUAAAUUGCCGAUAGGAAAAUAGCAACCAAACAAAGGAAAGUAAUAUUCAUAUUUAAAGUAUCAUAUACAAAUGUAAAAGUCCUCUGGUUACAUAAAUGUAUAUUUAUACAUCUUCAACCAUCGGAAUUACGAUUUGCAGCAUAUUUACAUACAGAUGAAUAUACAUAUAUAUAUCUAUAUAUAUAUAUUUAUUUAUUCUUCAAAGUCACGCGCCAAAGAGGAAAAUAUACAGUCACUUUUUAUAGUAGAUCGGAUAUGCCACUAUUUACCAUAUGUAUAAUAAGAAUUCUAAAAAUGAAAAAAAAAAACAACUAAAAAAAUCAUAAUUGUAUUUAAAACUCGUUACGCAAUUGUUCGUUUGUAUAUGUUUAAAGGUAAAGCGACCAUCACCUGUUCCGAUAGAUGGAAACUACCUACCAUAAGUUAGUUUAAAUUUUAAUUUCGCAUAUGAUCGUAAUAAUAGUAAAGGUAAAUUAUUUGACAAAGAGAUCCCAAUCGAUAAGGAAUGCAGCUGAUAUUAAUGUUAUUACUAUAUUUAAUUAUCGGCUGAAUACCGACUACGAUAGUACCUAUGAAUAUGAGACAUUUGGUUGCAGCAAAUGGCAUAUUUCAAAUUAACCAGCCAUUGUUAAAGUUCUUUCUUUUCAUCCACAUGGAUGUCAACUCAUUAUUUUAUCGGUUGCAGUUAAAAAUGGUUGCGCUCUAUAAAGUGUAGUUUAUGGUUUCGGGCAUCUAACGGUUGCAUUCCUAGCUUAGUCACAAACAUUCUUAAUGUAUAAAAAUCAAAAGUUCUAUAGACACAGUUACAAAAGCAGAUAUCAUGUGUACCCAAACAAUGACUAAAUAAAUAUGCCUCUUGAUAUUUGUGGGAAAAAUAUACGUGAAAAAAAUAUAUAGGUGAUAUUUUGUGAGCUCGCUUUCGAUGUGUGCGUUUGUGUGUGUGUUAGGUGAGUUAGUUAGAUCUACUCCAAGUAGUUUAAUCGUGUCUCAUUAUUUUGUUGUUGGCUUUCUGUUUCUAAAAUACGUAAGCAAUAAAAUUGGAAAUCAAUAUUUUUGGACUAAAGUUGUUCAAUGGUAAAACUGUCGCCCUACUCAAGGGAAAUAACCUUUCCCCUAAAACACAUUGUCCUACACCAACCCCACAAUUCUUUCGUCAAUUAUUUAAAUUUUACCCCAAAUCAAAUAAUUUCCUUUGCAAGUCUUCUCCUUUCUUGCUUUCUCUGCUUUUAGAAACAUUCCAUUGGUAUUGUUAUUAACUACGUACUUAGUAUCUCUUAAUAAAUCAUACACACACAAAAGAAAAUACAACUAAAAACAAAAAAACAAAAAUUUAUAAAAACAAUUAAGCAUUUGAUGAAAGUUUUAAGCAAAUUUUUAGGCCUGGCUAGCAAAAUGUGCUAAUUUUUACGCAAGAAAUACAAAUAAAGCAAAAAAAAAAACGUUAAACAAAAAUCCUACAAAAAGAUCAAUAAAUUCCAGCAUUUAUUAAGACAUUAAAGUUAAUCUAAUAAAUAUUUAAGCAUAUAUGUAUAUAAAAUUUUAAGAAGCUUAAAACUAAUUAAGCCUUAAACUGUCCAGCGUUUAACAAUUCUGCUAGUUCGAAAUAAUAUCCAUUAUGUUCUUUCACCCUAUUUCGUAUGAAUGAUCUUUAUAGGAGAUGCUGCAGGGCUGCAAAAAUGUAUGAGAAAUGAAGUCAAAUGCUAAUUCGCCUCUUAGAAACAUAUCAGUAGAAUGAAUACAACAACAACAGCAUACACAAAUAACAAUACACACACAAUUCUAUA